UUUCAUCCAUUCCCCAGGUAUUACGAGCAGGACCUGGCCUUGGCGAAGGACCUCCAAGACAAACUGGCCCAGGCUAAAGCCUACUGUAACCUGGGUCUGGCCCACAAAGCACUGGGGGAGCACAAGAAGGCAGAGGAGUGUCAGAGAUACCUGCUCUCUCUAGCACAGGCCUUGGACAACACACAGGCGAUGUUCCGGGCCCUCGGGAACCUGGGCGACGUCUAUGUGUGUCGGAGCGAUCUUCCAGGAGCUCUGAGGUUCUACCAGCAGCAGUUAAGUCUGGCUCAGAAGGUCAGCGAUCAGAAGAUGGAGGCUGACGCCUACUCGGCUCUUGGAUCGGUUCACAGGCUGCUCCGCCAGCUGGACGCGGCCUUGUCCUUCCACAGCCAGGAGCUGACCGUCCGAAAGGAUCUGGGCGACCAGCAGGGGGAGUGCCGCGCCCUCGGCCACCUGGCGGCCGUCCACAUGGCUCUGGGGGACUACGCCACGACCUUCCAGUGUUACGAGGCCCAGCUGGGCCUGGCGCAGGGACUCAGGGAUGCCCGCCUGGAGGCGCAGGUCCACGGGAACAUGGGCAUCACCAAGAUGAACAUGGGGGUGUUUGAGGAAGCGAUCGGCUAUUUUGAGCAGCAGCUGGCCAUGCUGCAGCAGCUGAGUGGACCCGAGAGCAUGCUGGACCGAGGCAGGGCCUACGGGAACCUGGCAGACUGCUACGACGCUCUGGGAGACUACGAGGAGGCCAUUCAGUAUUACGAGAAGUACCUGACGGUGGCUCAGAGUCUCAACCAUGUCCAGGACCAGGAGAAGGCCUACAGAGGACUCGGCAAUGCACACAGGUAAACGUUGGCAAACCGAAGGAAAUACGCUCAUUCGGUUUAUUUUUGAGAGUUUGAUGAGAAGAUCAAAACCACUCUCAUGUCAUCACCCAUUGGUUUGUGGAC
Anarrhichthys ocellatus (wolf-eel) is the source of this 941-nucleotide messenger RNA. Its product is annotated as tetratricopeptide repeat protein 28-like. Bases 190 to 840 code for a protein of 216 amino acids. Gene Ontology annotation, molecular function: protein binding. The transcript is spliced from 3 exons. NCBI's taxonomy places the organism in Eukaryota, Metazoa, Chordata, Actinopteri, Perciformes, Anarhichadidae. The record is from RefSeq and is a predicted model, not a curated record.